Messenger RNA from Corylus avellana, 1153 nucleotides. It is a transcript of the gene HYH, whose product is annotated as HY5-homolog. Lineage: Eukaryota; Viridiplantae; Streptophyta; Magnoliopsida; Fagales; Betulaceae. Gene Ontology annotation, biological process: response to red light; positive regulation of transcription by RNA polymerase II; red or far-red light signaling pathway. Gene Ontology annotation, molecular function: DNA-binding transcription factor activity, RNA polymerase II-specific. The record is from RefSeq and is a predicted model, not a curated record. Gene Ontology annotation, cellular component: nucleus.
UACCUUCCAAACAACUCGAAUAUCUGAGUUUCUGCAAUAUUUUGUUGUUCAUUCACAAGAGCUUGCUUCCUAGCUAGAGAUAUGUCUCUUCCCAGAGGCGCCGCAGAUCAUGGUGAGGCCACUAAUUCCCUGCCGGAAUCCGCCAACGAGCAGCAGGAGCAGCAACAAGCUCAGAUGGCGGACGACGCCACCGCCGCCUCCUCUACUUGGAGGAGGCUCAGUAACAACAGCAGCAGCAGCAGCCCUUUCUCCCGGUCUUUCCUUCCCCACAAGAAGAGCAAAGUUGAAUCCAGCGAUGAAGAUUUGUUCACAGUUCCUGACGUGGAGGCUCCACCGCCAAUGAAUUCUUCUGGCAUGACAAAUCUUUUCGGCCACAAUGAGCAUGAGAAAAAUGCAGAGAUUCAGCGCCAGAUUGGGUUAUCCGGGAAGCGCCGCCGGGGACGAAACCCUGCUGACAAAGAGUAUAGACGCCUCAAGAGGUUGCUUAGGAACAGAGUGUCUGCUCAGCAAGCCAGAGAAAGGAAGAAGGUAUAUGUGAAUGAGCUGGAAUCAAGAGCCAAUGAAUUGCAGGACAGAAACUCCAAGUUAGAAGAGAAGAUCUCAACUUUAAUCAAUGAAAAUACCAUGCUUAGGAAGGUUCUUAUGAACACAAGGCCUAAGAAUGAUGAAAGUUUUGAGCCGAAGCAGGAUCGGUUUAGCCAGAGCUGACAAGCAUAUAUAAGGUCAUUUUGUUUAGGAUUCUCCGAGACCCUUUCAGAUAAGAGUAACGCUAAAAACCACACUCCAUUUUAUUGAGUUGACGUGUAGUGCCAUUCAACUUUUGGAUUAACCACGUGAAUACAGUAAAAUAUGCACUCCCACGUGAACAAGGUAAAAUAGGAAUGCAGCAUUUAGCAUUUCUCUUUAGACAAAUGUGAAUCACAGAUUUCCCUGAGCUAUAUAUGUAUUACCAAAUAUCUUAAACCCUUGGUCUUAACAAACGUUAUUUCUUACCAAAGACAGGGUUUGUUAAGACCAGUGGGUUUUAAGUUUUAACAACAUGGUUACUUUCUUUAUAUAUAUAUAUUGCUUUAUGGUAGAAAUCAAUACCAUGGUUAAGAGUAGAGAUUUUCGGCUGCUAAAUUGAGUCAGCCAAGUGUCUAUCAUUUUUUUA